Messenger RNA from Clupea harengus (Atlantic herring), 1621 nucleotides. It is a transcript of the gene cisd2, whose product is annotated as CDGSH iron sulfur domain 2. Gene Ontology annotation, cellular component: intracellular membrane-bounded organelle; mitochondrial outer membrane. Lineage: Eukaryota; Metazoa; Chordata; Actinopteri; Clupeiformes; Clupeidae. Gene Ontology annotation, biological process: autophagy of mitochondrion; regulation of autophagy. The record is from RefSeq and is a predicted model, not a curated record. Gene Ontology annotation, molecular function: 2 iron, 2 sulfur cluster binding.
AAGUUACAAAGCUCAUAGGCUAGUGUUCGUUCUCGGGAAACGACGUACUGACGUUGUACCCCAGGAAAUAGCCAACUUUGUGUUACUACAACCUCUUCAUUCAAGAUGGUGUUAGAAACCAUAUCUAGGAUAAUCAAAAUCCAGCUUCCAGCCUACCUCAAAAAAUUACCCCUACCAGAGACAAUAGGAGGUUUUGCGAGAUUAACAGUCUCGGAGUGGUUGCGGCUGCUGCCUCUAUUGGGCAUUCUGGCCCUUCUGGGCUACCUCACCAUCCGCCCCUUCCUCCCCAAGAAGAAGAAGCAGAAAGACAGCAUCAUCAACCCAAAAAUCCAAAAGGAGAACCCCCGAGUGGUCAACGAGAUUGACAUCGAGGACUUGAGUAGCACAAAAUCUUACUGCAGGUGUUGGCGGUCCAAGACGUUUCCUGUUUGCGACAGAUCCCACAUAAAGCACAAUGAGCUGACUGGCGACAAUGUUGGACCCCUGGUACUGAAGAAGAAGAUUCUAUAAUCCCUGGCUUUGCUGCAAGGGAGGAUAGACCUAGAGUCAGCAUGAGAGAGAGAGAGACCUUUCUUCAAAGGUUUAUAUUGCCUUUAUUUAGUGACAGAUAUUGUCUGUUUUUCAUAAUAUAGUGGCAAUUAUGUUUUGUUAGGGUUUAAAUGUUAAGGGACAUUUUGUCUUUUUUUCAAUUAGUUAAAGUAUAGAUAUCUGGGACAAACAGAUUUCUAAGAUUCUAGAUGUUUGAGUUUCAUCUGCUUCUUUUUACUUUUUUACCCAUUUCUGUGAAAGUAUGACAUUCUGUUAAUGCCUUAAGUUUCAAUGUUUUAAUGUGCAAUAUUAUUUGACGGGGGGAAAAAAAAUUCACCAUCAACGUGAAGUCAAUUCAAUGACGCAAUCAAGACAAUUUUAAAUAGCAUUUAAUGGAGCAAAUACUGACUUUGUUAAAUUCAAGCUUCGGUGCCUGAAUACUGUAUGAGUCAGUCCUACUUGAAUAUACAAAUGAGUGUGUUGGUGAGUGUGAUGACUACAGUUCCUGGUUUACCAAGCUCCAUCAUGAUUGCACGAAUCCGUUUUUGAUAACUGGGUAUCUAAAAUGAUACAGGUCACUGACACAUUUACCCAGUUCAUGCAUGAGGUUUGGGAGUUUUCAAAUUUGUGCAUCGAAUUUUCAUUUUGUUUUUAACUCACAGCAUGUUUAAGUUAUUGUGAACUGUGUAUUACUUUUUACAUUGGAAAUCAAGUCUUACUUAAUGUUGUUAUAGGUAUUGCUUAAAUGGUCAGAAAAUAAUUUGUCAAUGUUGUGCAUUCAAAGAAAUUGUUAAACUAUAACCAAGGAAUGUACCACAGACAAACCUCAAAUCACAUUACAGAGUUUUUGCCAUCUUUUCUACUACUUUCUAUUUGCCAUUUAGUGUUUUGAGAGUCUAGAUUCAACUGCUAUUGCAAGCAUCUAUUUCUUCACUAACUACUGGUUUGUAGGACACCAACUUAAAUAUUUUGACAUGAUCUAAGGAAAUCAAUUAGGCUAACGCAUUUCCUAUGGCCAUGUUACUAUGUAAAUCAGAUGUGCUCUAAUACUUUUGAAAAAAUCAAAAACUAUAUAAAUAUUUGCCUUUUUUAA